Messenger RNA from Chenopodium quinoa (quinoa), 2533 nucleotides. RefSeq lists its product as uncharacterized. The record is from RefSeq and is a predicted model, not a curated record. NCBI's taxonomy places the organism in Eukaryota, Viridiplantae, Streptophyta, Magnoliopsida, Caryophyllales, Amaranthaceae. The transcript has 2 exons. The coding region runs from base 537 to 2186 and encodes 549 amino acids.
UAUUCAUAAUUUGUAUUGUCAAUUAUUAAUUAUCAUGAUUAUUAAUAAGGAAAAAUUCACAUAAAUAAUCCAAACUAUGAGAGGUCUUCUCAUAUUAAUCAAAACUAUGAGUUAUUAUUGUAUAAUCUAAACUUUAAUGUGAGUCUUCUUUUAUUACUCCAUUAAGACUGAUUACCGGUUAUGCAAGUAAAUAGAAGAUGUAGUGCUCAACUCCCUCCAAAAAUGAUUUGCUUUUACAUUAAAAAAAAAAAAAGAAAAGUAAAAACAAAAACAAUUAAUAACCUAUACUUGCCCCACUACCCACCGUACAAUGUAAAAACCCCCCCCCAAAAAAAUCAAGUUCUUCCAUUUGACAAAUUUUUGUUCAUUCUUCACGCACAACGAAGAACAAAUUUUUAAUUUCAUGGUCUACAAUUAUGCUUUUUAAAGGGGUUUGUAUUGGUUGAUUACGAGUUACUUUGAUUCGUUUAUUACCUAAAUUUCUAUAUAAUUGAGUUUUAUUUUUUGUUUAAUUUGUUUUGACAAUUGAGUAGAACAUGGACAUUGUGGUGACUUUGAAAAUGUGGUGUGGUGGUUCAUUCAAGAAGGAUAAUGGGGUAUUGCAAUAUUUUGGGGGUGAAUGUAGGACCUUUGAACUUGACUCUGAUCAAUUAUGUUGGUUUUGGCUAGAGGAGUUUGCUAAAAGUUGUGCUGGGGAAUCAAAAAUUGAGAUAAUCUACUACCUAAUUUCUAGGUUUGAUGGCUUAGAAAAAGGAUUAAGGAGGGUUUACAGUGAUGAUGAAAUCAGGGAGAUGAGUAAGAUAGCUGUGAGGGAUAAAUGUGUGGAGUGCUAUGUAGUAUAUGAGAAAGAUGAGCUUGUAGAAUCAGUAUCUCCGAAAAACAGAGUUAGUAAGGGAAAACCAUGCACCCCUAGAAGAAAUAAAAAUGUGAGUGAGACAAUAUGUGAUACUUUAUUCUCAAAAGAUGACAUAGAGUCAACAUUUUUGCACAUGACCCCAACUAGCCAAACAAACCCCACCAAACAAAAUUGGCAAAAUAGUUUUUUUAAUUUGCUCACUUGUAACUCUCCCAUAAAUACCAGCUUUAAUGAACUGAACACAACAAAAGAUGUUCUUCAUCCAGAGAAUAGCCAAGCUCCACCAUUAACCCAAACACAACUACAUUCACCUAUCCAAAACAACCAUGCAAAACAAAGAGACCACUUUAUUCAACCUGUAGAUCCUAAUUACAGUUGGGAAGAUCCAAGAGAUGAGGAAGCAGUAGAUUGGGGAACCUUUUUUGGUGGAUAUGAAGUAGAUCCUGAUGAUUAUGACAAUGAUGAUCCAGAUUAUGAAGUUGACUUUGAUUUGGCAGGAGGAUUGGUAGGUGUACAAGGAAAAGAGCCUAAUUUUGAAGAGGAUUUUGAGGAUGAAAUAGAACAUGAGUUGGAUAAUGAAGGUGGAGCUGAAUAUGAGGAGGAAUUAGAAGAGCAAAUACCUCCAUCUGAUGGUGGAACCAGUGAUGAAGAGUAUGUGAACACAAGAGAACAAUUAAAAGGUUGGAAUACCAAGGCGGUUGACAUGGCUUUACAGCUUCAAAAAGAAGCUGAACAAAGAAAGUUAGCUGGCCAAAGACAAAAUACUCAAAAUAGAGAAGGAGACGGGGUGAUAGUUAAUGACUUUCUGAGUGAGUAUGAAGAUUCAGAGGAGGAAAUAGCCACACCAGAUGAGCAUGAGGAGGAAGACAACAUAUUACUUAGAAAAAGAAGAGUAAGAGUUCCUGUUGUUGAUAAUAGUACAGAUUUCAAUAAAUUACAAUGGAAGGUUGGAAUUAGAUUUGAAAAUAGAGAAAAAUUUAGAGAUGUUGUCAAAUAUGCUAUUGCUCAAGGUAGAAAUUUAUUCUGGUGUAUAAGUGACAAAAAGAGACAACAACGGUUGGGGGCAAGGUGUGUUGGGAAUUGUCCUUUCAAGAUAUAUGCUAGCUGGGAAAACAGGAGGUCUUGCUUUGUGGUGAAAUCUGUAACACUACAGCAUACUUGUAACAGGAAUAUGGAGUUAAAUAGGCAAUUAAAAUCUAGUUGGGUUGCUGAACAACUCCUUGAGGUUUUCAAGUCAAGACCUCAUUGGCCAGCAAAAGAUAUCAUUGAAACAAUUAGAUUAGCCUAUAAGAUAAUUGUGAAGAAAAAUUAUGCUUAUAAGGUUAAGUAACUAGCACAUAGAAAACUACAUGGGAGCAUGAAGGAGCAUUAUAAUAAGAUUGGUAGGUACAUUGGAGCCUUGAAAACAACGAGUGCAAGCAAUACUUUCACCAUUAAGACUGAUCCUUUUCAAAACAUUUAUCCACCUGUUUUCUAGAGAAUGUUCGUGUGUUUUGAAGGUGUGAAAAAGGGUUGGAUUGAUGGAUGCAAAAGAGUAUUGUGUGUGGAUGGUUGUUUCUUAAAAACCUUUUUAGGAGGACAACUACUAGCUGCAGUCGGUACAGAUGUGUAGACACCUAAAAAUGUCUCCCCAAAACCAAACCCGUUGAUGAACACCUUUCACCGCCAUUAUUGGUC